UUCCAUGUACUUUUGGUACUUUCGCAUGUGUGAGAGACUGUUGCGCCUUCUGGGCCUUCUGUCAAAAGAUUAAGUUUACAUGUAACCUUCUUAAAAUCUCUGGAGGCUGAUAGUCUGCUCGAUCUACUCGAUCUGCUCCAGCUGCUCCAGCUGCUCCAAACGCUCAAUAUCAUUACCACAUAAUUCUCACAAAAAAAAAUCACUCGUGUCGUUCUCAAGAAUCAAGUCUGAUAGCACUUUAUUGGAUUGUGCAGCAUCGAGUGUCCAGUGAUAGCAGUAAUUCGUAGUUAUUUGACAUUAUGCAUGUUGAUGACGAAAUGCUCAGUGCAAUGCUUGCUUCGUGAAGUUUGUGUCGUUGGGGGGAUGAGGGAUUGCUCGAUAAAUAACUCGUUUGCCAUGUUAAUGAGGCCUCGAUGCUAAUGAAGUAGACGAAGACAUCGGCAAGUCCUUUGUUACAUCUGUGCACAUAUUGGAGCACCAACGGAUGACAGGAUAAAUUAUAAUUGAUCAAGUUUUUGAGGGGAAUUACAUGAUGCUCGGUGGGAUAACCAGUGCAGUAUCUCUUCGAAGAUGUUUCUACCUCUCGGCACUUGUCUUCAUCCUCUCGACUCUGAUGGCUAUGGCAAUUAUAAUUAAAUUAUCACCUCUCGAGUCAGUUAAAUGCCGACAACACACGGUUUUAACGACUCCAACGGUGGAAUGGAGUAGCAUAGCACCUGUUCCUCUGGGGAAUGCCGGUGCCAGUGCUAAAAAUCCACUCAUCGAGGAUAACAGAGAGAACAACCAGAAGGAGAUUAAUGACAAGAGGUACCUGGAGAUGAGGGAGAAGAGUAUACAGAAUAGAAUAUCCAGGCUAGCCUGGAGGAUGAAGAAGAAGAAUAUUCCCAUGGGCAAUCAGAAUGCAACGAGUAUCGAGAUUAAUUACAAUGUUCAUGUGUUUUAUUACGCGUGGUAUCGGUCAUUGGAGUACGAUGGGGCAUGGAAGCACUGGAAUCACGAGUAUCUUCCGAAUUGGAAGAAAAAUGACAGGAGAACAUUCCCAGAGGGAAGACACAGACCACCAGCGGAUAUUGGAGCUAGCUUUUAUCCCAGUCUUGGGUGCUACAGCUCCAGAAAUCCACAGGUAAUUGAUCUGCAUAUGCGACAAUUGAGGGAGGCUGGAGUGGGUGUUCUGGUGGUAUCUUGGACACCGCCAAACACACCGGAUAAUACAGAUCCUGUCAUGCCGGAUUUGCUUGAUGCAGCGCACAGAUACAAUUUGAAGAUUGCACCCCACCUCGAGCCCUAUCCUGACCGCAAUCCAAUUAAUCUCAUCGAAAAUAUACGAUAUUUGUUCUCGAAAUACUCGUCGCAUCCGGCGCUGCAUCGAGCCAGGAGAACACGAGAUGGACCAGCCCUUCCAGUAAUCUAUAUUUACGACUCGUACGUGUUUCCACCGAGUGCGUGGUGGGAGCUCCUGUCAGAAAGGGGAAAUCUCACCGUCCGGGGCACCGAAAUCGACGCCGUCUACAUGGGGCUCCUCGUCGACUCGAGUCACCGUAGUCACAUUAAAAAAUCACGUUUCGAUGGCUUCUACACGUACUUCGCAGUCAAUGGAUUUAGCUAUGGGAGUACCUGGAAGAACUGGAGGGAUCUCAAUAAAUUUGCCAUCCAAAAUGGAUUAUUAUUUGUACCGAGUAUUGGGCCGGGCUACAUAGACACUCAGGUACGUGCCUGGAAUGGCGAGAAUACGAGGCACCGUAGACAUGGUCAAUACUACGACGUUGCGUGGAAAAGUGCGAUAAAGAGUGGUGCAAAUGUCGUAUCAAUAACUUCGUUCAAUGAAUGGCACGAAGGUACUCAGAUAGAGCCAGCAAAACCAGUGAGCAACAAGGACUUCGUAUACCUGGAUUACGAGCCAGAGGGUUCUGAUUUCUACCUGAACCUGACCAAGGGGUGGGUCCAACAAUUCACCGACAGAAAUCAUCGACUAUGAGCGUGAAAAUUCAUUGAUAAAUUAUCCUCAUGACUUAUUAAUUUAUUCCGGAACUCUGAGUAUCCCCAAUUGUGUUUCUAAUCCAUAAUUGCUCCGUACGUGUAUCAUUAUGAAUACUCGUAAUUAAUUUUCUUCUAUUUAUUUCGGUUUAUUCUCAAUUGAAACGAUAAACAGAAAUGACGCAUUGAUUCUGUGAUACAUAUUGCUGUGUAUUAAUGGUGCAUUCACGUAGAAUAACGUCGGCACAUGAACAAUACAAACUGCAUACAAUUUAUGCAUCUUUUAUUAUGAUUAAUAUAAAAAAAAACAUUAUAUCGAAGGCUCUCUGAUCAAAAUAAAUAAUAAUUACUCGCACAAAUGAAAAUGUAGUAUGCAAAGGGCAUGCGGACAAUAAGCGGCGUUUCGAGUAUAUCCCUUACUUUACAGGGUAAUUAUUUCCUAAUCCUUUACGGCAAUUUAACCAAUAAAAUAAGGAACGAAAUGACAUAACUACGAUGUACUUGAACGUAUUGCAUGUGUGAAUCAGGCAAAUAAUUUUUAAUGAGGGUGUAUACAAUUUAUAUAUUAUUAUACAUAUAGACGAUGAAAAAAAAAAUGGUGGAAGAAAUUUGGAAAUAAUUCACACUUGGAGAAUUUUUGAAGGAUAAACAAACCCACAUAUCAAUGUAUCCACGUGGACAAGUCCCCUAGUCGUAAUAAUAAAAUCUAUCGUUUAAAAAAUAUUUCAUUUUUUAAAUUAUUCUCAUUCACGAAGAAAGACAAUACACUUUGAGUUCAUAAUAUUUAGUAUUUAAAUAUGCAUCGUAGAGUAAAACUUUCAAUAAAAUUGUCAUCUAUCUUUCAUUUAUUCACGACGUUAACUUAAUCUACUUAAACAAUAAGUAAACAUAGAACGAGAUGUAUGUACAUGUAAAGUUGCAUUUAUCUUGGCAAUAUCGUUAUUCUCGUGAAGAAAUAAAAUAAUACGAGUCUGAA
Molecule: messenger RNA, 2950 nt
Organism: Fopius arisanus
Lineage: Eukaryota; Metazoa; Arthropoda; Insecta; Hymenoptera; Braconidae
Product: glycoprotein endo-alpha-1,2-mannosidase
Exons: 5
Coding region: 530-1975 (481 amino acids)
Cellular component (GO): Golgi apparatus
Molecular function (GO): alpha-mannosidase activity
Source: RefSeq, a predicted model, not a curated record